AUGGGACGAGACCUAGCUCGAAGCCGCUCUCCUCAGGGCAAACAUACCUGCAAAGUCUGCCAUAAGCAGUUUACAAGUGCAGCCAGCCUGCGAAGACAUAUCGAUGAGCAGCAUCUCGAAAAAGGGAAGUUAGAGUGUCCGUCAUGUCCGAGCCUCUUUCGUCGCAAGCACGACUUAGAUCGCCACUGGGAGGCCGCACACGAGUCCUCGACCGAACCGGAGGUUCCCCGUACGCCUGGACGGAACCUCGACGUCUUGCAACUUCACCCAGACAAGGCUGAUCGUCGGGCCGUGGAGACUCGCAAUGACCAUUGCCCGCUCCCUGUACGCAGAGUGACAACUAUGACAUCGAUGGUGGGGACUCUUUCAACGGCUUCGGUGGAGACGCGUAACAAGGGAGUGCAGACAGAGCAUGGGGAAGGACAAGUUGUGGAGCGCACCACACAGGAGCUGUUCGACGGCAAGACUGUCGUAGCCAAGAUCACCAAGGAACGUUUUGUUUACGAAUAA
Messenger RNA from Patiria miniata (bat star), 510 nucleotides. RefSeq names its product histone-lysine N-methyltransferase MECOM-like. Lineage: Eukaryota; Metazoa; Echinodermata; Asteroidea; Valvatida; Asterinidae. The coding region runs from base 1 to 510 and encodes 169 amino acids. The transcript has a single exon. The record is from RefSeq and is a predicted model, not a curated record.